Penicillium canescens is the source of this 351-nucleotide messenger RNA. RefSeq lists its product as uncharacterized. The record is from RefSeq and is a predicted model, not a curated record. NCBI's taxonomy places the organism in Eukaryota, Fungi, Ascomycota, Eurotiomycetes, Eurotiales, Aspergillaceae. The coding region runs from base 22 to 351 and encodes 109 amino acids. The transcript has a single exon.
CAGCACUAUAUCCCAAUACCCAUGCUAUACGGAGUUUUACUGGUAGGCUCUACUAUCCAUGGCUUACAGGCUAAACAUCCAUGGAUCAAGAGGACACGGAUCAAUCCCGACAAGCGAGCGGAAAUCCCCAAGCUCCAAGCUCACCCACCCACCAGUCCACCAGCCCCAUACGUGGAUCCGGACCGAGAGACAAGCUCUCCAUCCAUUCAAUCUAUCUCAGUGGCCAAAGGCCUUGUUCGGGAGAUCUCUCUGGAUCUUCGUUGGCUUAUUCCCCCCAGUGAAAUUCAGCCGUUCCAGCCCUCGCCACAGACAUCAGACCAGGACUUGGACAUGACUCGCGCAAUCUCUUGA